This is a messenger RNA of Saitoella complicata NRRL Y-17804, 633 nucleotides long. RefSeq lists its product as uncharacterized. The transcript is spliced from 2 exons. Lineage: Eukaryota; Fungi; Ascomycota; Saitoellomycetes; Saitoellales; Saitoellaceae. Bases 1 to 633 code for a protein of 210 amino acids. The record is from RefSeq and is a predicted model, not a curated record.
AUGGGAAUCCCGGGAAUCGUCGUUAUUGAUCCUUCGGGAAAGCACCGCCCCUACAUCCAGCCCAGAGAUAGGGAUGUAUCCCAAGUUCUUACACUCGAGGUCAUGAACGAGGCUUUGGCUAUCCUUGAGAAUAAAAUCAUCAGCCAGCACGCGCAACUUAACGCCUUCUGGAUGCUCUUUGUCACUCUCAUUCUUGCCGUGCUUCUUCUGAUCGUCUUUCUAAUGUCCGUCUGUCAUGUCCAGGACAAGACGGAUUACGAUCUGGGAAGGGUCCGCGCCAGAGCCGGAUGGCUCGACUUCCAGAUGGCCAAUAUGCGCCAGAAGGUGGAGGAGUUGAAGCGUCAGAUGCGUUAUUCCGAUUCGGACUUGAGUUUCAACGACGGUGACGAUGAAAGCGCCGCGCUUCCGCUCUAUACACCUGCGCCGGCAAUGCACAGCGGGACCUCAGACGGACCUCAUGAUACUAGUAACAGCGAUCGCGAGGUAGUCGAGCCUGACAACAACGAGAAGCAGGAGGAACAUGCCGCGGUACCGUGGGUAAACCAGAUCCUUAGAGGUCAUGCUCAAGCUGUUCAGUAUGUGGAAGGUGCCUUCGACGAACAUGACACCGCUGAUCAUGGUUUUUUGGUGUGA